AUGUUUGCAUCUCAAAAAACUAUACUUACUUUCAAAAUUUCUGAAGAAAAAUCCGAGGAAGAUACAGGUGCCAAAAUUAGAAUUGAUGAUGAUGGUACAAAAAUAACCAUCAAUGGAACAUAUGGUCAAUGUGAAGUUGCAAAAUCAAGAAUAGAAGUUUAUCUUGAAGAUGAAGCAAACAAACCAAGACCUGGUGUAUAUCCUGAACUUGGUUUUACCAUCCUUGAUGCUUUUGGUGUUGCGGAUAAAGUUAUUUAUUCAAGAUAUGCACCAACAAUUCAUUUCAGGAGAUAUGAUUUAAAGGAUAAUAAUGCUCAUUCAAAAGGGAAAGAAUUGUUUUAUAUUAUGUUUGACAACGAAGAAUAUAGCGAGUUAAAUUUAGAAACCAACAAGACAUUUCAAAAGGAAUUUGAAUCUGAUUAUAAUGAAGCAUCUAAUGCGGAAGUUUAUGAUUUGUUAUUUAAUAAAUUGAAAUCUAAUCAAAAUAGAUUGAGUAUAAAAAGGAAUAAUUACUACGAAAAUGGUCAUAGAGGUGACAAAGUACUAGACAAAAGUCGAUCUGAAUGGAAACCAAGCUCAUUAAUAUUAACUCCUCAAAACCCGUUCGGUAUUUUUUCCCAAUUACCUCAAUGCAUAACGCAAAUCACAUCGUACCUUUCCGAGUUAUUUCCAGUAAGCGAUCUUGGAAUGGAAAUAAGAGUUUCUCUGUGCCUUGGACAAGAAUUAUUUUUUGAUAUACCGCCGAUUGAGCCAUCAUCAUUUACUUUAUCAGAAUGGUGUAAAUUAAAAAGAUUUGGCCCAAAAGGUAUCAAGACAUCUUUUCAACAUGAUGUACCACUCGUAGACGGAUUAAGGAUACUUCAAGCUGAUCCGGGAUUUCAAGAAAAGGUUGAGGACUUUGGAAAUAGCGAAAAAGAUAAAUGUAGUAUUUCGAUUUAUUUUAAUGAUGGUGAAGAAAAGAAAAUGAAAUUAAAUUGGGAUUAUCAAAAAAAAACUUGGAAGAUAACUAAAGUUGUUAAAUUAAUGCGUCGAGUCAUACUGUUAGAUCUAGUUUCUGGUUCAUAUUUUCCCGACAUUCGUUUGUUGGUGAAAACUCAAAUUCGCAUACCAAUCGAUCAAAAGUUGAAGGAAUUGAUAAUUUCGUUGCAAAUUUCUAUUAACAGAAACGAAGGUUAUCUGACCUUCCAUGUAAAGGACUUUGCAGGCAUCUUAAAUGUUACUAAAAUUGAACAGACUAUUAAUAAGAGGCGAUUCUAUAAUAAGGAUUACAGAAUUAAUCUUGUGCCAACAAAAAAAGAUUUUGAUAGUAAAAGAGUCACCUUUGCUAACAGCGUUAUAAUAAAACAUUUAAAUUGGAUUUCGAUGAAUCAUUAUCAAAGGCAAUCUUACGAAAAUUCCUCUUUCUCAAUUCAAUCAUCAUCAACAUCAUAUGAACAAUCAAAUACAUACACAAUCAAUGAACAAUUUGAUCUGAUAAGUUUUGAUGAUGAACCUCCAUCAUCAAACUAUUCAAAUAUAAACAUUAAAACAAAUACACGUCAUUUGUUAGACGAAGAUAUACCUUCUGGCACUAUUUAUUUAAAAAGAAAUUGGAAAGAGAUAUUAGAAUUAACAAUACCCAGUUCUUUAGAAUAUACCAGAAAAUUCAGUAGAAUUGUUAGUUGA
Messenger RNA from Funneliformis geosporum, 1665 nucleotides. NCBI's taxonomy places the organism in Eukaryota, Fungi, Glomeromycota, Glomeromycetes, Glomerales, Glomeraceae. The record is from the annotation of a GenBank genome assembly.